AUGGACCUUCUGCCGCAAGUACCAGGGGCAGAUGGUGGUGAAAGUGAGUUUAGUGAUGACUAUAGGCAGAUGAGUGGGAGUGGGUGUCUCAGGUUCUUGAUGGUCACUAGCUGCAAACCAAUGCCACAAACUAUGUUCUUCCAUAACUACCAGCUUAAUUUCAGAAUCAAACCCACCUCAGCUAUCAAUCUUCACAAGCACUUUCGUGGGAGUGUAAUCAGUUUGUGCUUGGUGCCAUUAUUUGAAGAUAUGGAUGAGAAAGUGUUGAAUGCAAUAUGUGCACAUCUUAAGCCAGUGAUAUAUGCCGAAUACAACUAUAUUCUUCAGGAGGGGGAACCAUUAGAGAAGAUGCUCUUCAUCACCCAAGGCACUGCAUGGUCCUAUACCACUAAGGCCAGAUCAGCUCCAUUACUUGGAGGGUUUUCAGUUGGAGCAUGGAGAGCAUUGGAAGCAUUUGGCACAUUGAAGCGAGGUGAACCGACUGAGAGAGCAGAACUGCUGAGACGAAAAUCGAAGAAAGCUCUUACACGCGCCGCCGUCGAAACAACCACAACCGCAGCUCUCCUCAACGACGUCGACCGCUCCAGAGAUCCCUCCUCCAAAACGCAACGCAUCGGCCUUCCUCCAAAUUCCAUGGCGGACGGCGGCUUUCAUAAGCGAGCUCUUACCAGUGUCACCGACCUCGACGGCGUCCUUGAUGAAAUACUGGCAAGGCUACCGGUCAAAACUUUGAUGCGAUUUUGCUGCGUCUGCAAGCCAUGGCGUGCUCUCAUCUCCCAGUCUCACUUUGUCACCAAGCACUUCAACUACGCAAGCAAAGGCUUCACCGAGAACACCUCCAGCCUCUUGAUAUCAAUGAGUCCCAUCAAAUCCCUGGACUCUGAAGCAUCCAAGGAUUUGUCCCUAGACUGUGAAGCAUUGAAGGACUUGAAGGAUGAUGGAGAUGCUCAUCUUGCAAUUAGAAAGCUCGAAUUUCCGGUAAUUUUCCCCAAUUCCAGUCGUAGAAAAAUUGUGGGUUCUUGCAAUGGGCUGAUUUGUGUAGAAAUUGACGAGAAAGACAUGGUGUUAUGGAACCCUUGUACUGGACAAUCCAAUUUGUUGCCAAAACCUACUUCGAAGCUUUGCGGAGUUGGUUAUGAUCUCACUAUGAAGUUUUCCGGAUUUGGUUAUGAUUCCACUAAUGAUGAUUAUAAGGUAGUGAGAGGAUACAGUUUUAGAGUUGCGGGUUCUAAGGAAACCGUGGUUCAGGUCUUUAAUUAG
Molecule: messenger RNA, 1260 nt
Organism: Rosa rugosa (rugosa rose)
Lineage: Eukaryota; Viridiplantae; Streptophyta; Magnoliopsida; Rosales; Rosaceae
Exons: 6
Coding region: 1-1260 (419 amino acids)
Molecular function (GO): protein binding
Source: RefSeq, a predicted model, not a curated record